CACCACAAAACUAGUGAUAAGUAUGAGGUCACUGAGCCAACUCCUCCCCUUUCGUCUGCUGGGACCUAAAAGGCAACAUGGACAAAUCUUCACAAGCUCUGACUUGGAGACCCUUCUUGCUUCUUGGGAAGAUGCAGCUGCUCCUGCCCCUGUUGGCCUUCUUUCUGCUCCCCAGAGCAGAGGCAGGAGAGAUCAUCGGGGGACAUGAAGCCAAACCCCACUCCCGCCCCUACAUGGCUUACCUUAAGAUCAGGCUUGAGAAGUCUAAAAAGAUUUGUGGUGGCUUCCUGAUUCAAGAGGACUUUGUGCUAACAGCUGCUCACUGUUUAGGGAGCUCCACAUCCACAAAUCCACUUGCCUCUGUGUACCGCCAAAUAGAGGUCACCUUGGGGGCCCACAACAUCAAGGAACAAGAGGACACCCAGCAGGUCAUCCGUGUACAAAAAGCGUUUCCCCACCCAGACUAUAAUCGGAAAAAACGCAUCAAUGACAUCAUGCUGCUGAAGCUGGAGAAAAAGGCCAAGUUGACUAAAGCUGUGCAGCUCCUCACCCUGCCCAAGCGCAGGACAGAGGUGAAUCCAGGUACCCGGUGCCAGGUGGCUGGAUGGGGACGAUUGUCCCCAAGGGGAAGACCUGCAAGAACACUGCAGGAAGUGGAGAUGGUAGUGCAGAUGGACAAGAAGUGUGAGGACCGCUUUAAAAAUUAUGAUCGUGCUACUGAGAUUUGUGUUGGAGACCCAAAGAUUAAAAAUGCUUCCUUUAAGGGUGACUCCGGUGGCCCCCUGGUGUGUAAUAAUGUGGCACAGGGCAUUGUCUCUUAUGGAGCCAAGAAUGGAACACCACCAGGUGUCUUCACCAAAGUCUCAUGGUUUCUACCCUGGAUAAAGAAAACCAUGAAACAGGGCUGACUGCACACAGCAAACUAAAUCCUCUCUAUGAGCAACCAUCUUACCUGGAGCUGAGUCUAAAAUCACUCUAGACCAGAUGCCAGCAACUAAAUAAAUGUUUCAUCUCAGUAAGAA
Molecule: messenger RNA, 1022 nt
Organism: Cavia porcellus (domestic guinea pig)
Lineage: Eukaryota; Metazoa; Chordata; Mammalia; Rodentia; Caviidae
Product: granzyme B-like
Exons: 5
Coding region: 78-908 (276 amino acids)
Biological process (GO): proteolysis
Cellular component (GO): intracellular membrane-bounded organelle; cytoplasm
Molecular function (GO): serine-type endopeptidase activity
Source: RefSeq, a predicted model, not a curated record